Molecule: messenger RNA, 1761 nt
Organism: Gigantopelta aegis
Lineage: Eukaryota; Metazoa; Mollusca; Gastropoda; Neomphalida; Peltospiridae
Product: bis(5'-nucleosyl)-tetraphosphatase PrpE [asymmetrical]-like
Exons: 2
Coding region: 260-1078 (272 amino acids)
Biological process (GO): polyphosphate catabolic process
Cellular component (GO): cytoplasm
Molecular function (GO): endopolyphosphatase activity; phosphatase activity
Source: RefSeq, a predicted model, not a curated record
GUACUUCCGGAUUAAAUUUCUACGUAAGUGGACAUUUCAUUUUUAUGAACAACACCGUCAGUUUAACACUGAUUACAAAAGAAAAUUUUAAGCAUCUUGUUCAAAGUGAUCUACAACAGACGGACCAGCCAUUUUUAUGUUUCAGUUUGUGAAAAACAAAACGACCACUUUCAUACACAUUCCACUCCAGUCAAACACGUGUAUUUUAAUAUGAACUGUGAAUGUGAUUUGUUUGUAACUUGCGAAAAACGGAAGAACAAUGACGGCAAUUGUAGCUUUUUUGGCUUCAUUUAUGCCACAGAAGUCUGUACAACACACCCGAAAAUAUGGACUUCCGCUUCCGCCAACAUUGCAUGUUACGUUGGGCCCAGAAGUCGUUGAGGGGAAAGCUGUUUUUGUUAUAGGAGAUAUUCAUGGCUGCUAUGACGAACUCUGUGAAUUAAUCCACAGAGCCACCGAUGUUGAACCUAACAUCGUAAUAGUAUGUGUUGGUGAUCUUAUUAACAACGGCCCACACAGUGCUAAUGUCUUGAAGCACGUCCAGGGACUCGGAUGUCAUGUUGUUUGUGGAAACCACGAAGAAGUAGCGCUGAGGGAGGUAACCAAUAUAAAAUGGAAUGAUGGUUAUCAGCUACCUGACAAAUAUCACUGGAUUUUGUCACUGGAUCCUUCGGACGUGCAGUUCAUCGAAUCUUUACCUUAUUCCAUCAGCAUUCCUAGUCUGAACGCCAUCAUCGUGCACGCUGGACUGGUUCCCGGAAUACUGCUAGAACAGCAACACACCAAUACUCUCGCGCAUGUUAGGAAUAUUAUCGAGGAGGAUUAUUUUGACGGAGACGGUCUAGUUCCGUGUAAUAAGCCAGACCAUGGUGUCGCCUGGUCAACCCUGUGGCCAGGACCUCAGCACGUGUAUUACGGACACGAUGCAAGACGAGGCUUCCAGAAUAAUGCGCACGCAACCUGCCUGGAUACAGGGUGUUUGUAUGGUGGUUUUCUCACUGGGAUGUUCAUUAAUAAAAGUAAACAAAUUAUACAGGUUAAAGCAAAACAGAUUUACUCUGUUGGUAAACCAGAAUAAAUCAAAGUGUUGUCUUGGUGUCCUAUGUGCAAACUGAGAUGGACGAGAGAUGUCUGCUAAAGGUUAUUUGGUUAUUUCUACACAUAUUCUUUAUGGUGAGAGAAAGAAAGGAUGAAAAAGUACAGUUAACGACGCACGUGUCUCAUUUUAUAUCUACGGUUAUAUGGUGUCAGAAUGUGGUUAAGGACUAUAUAGAUGAGACGGGGAAACCCGCUUCCACUCCUUGGGCUAUGCUUUUCCAUUAGCAGCAAAGGAUCUUUUAUAUAUAUAUAUAUAUAUAUAUAUAUAUAUAUAUAUAUAUAUAUAUAUAUAUAUAUAUAUAUGCCUUAUUCCACAGGCAGUGUAGUACAUACUUUUGUAACACUAAUUGUGGACCAGUCGCUUGAAAGACAAAUAGCUCAAAUGGGCCCACCGACGGGGAUCGAUCCUAGCUUAACCCGUUGGUGAGAGUAGCUGUCACCACAUCGGUUACUCAUAAGCUAAGAAUACUAUAUUUAUAUUUCGCCUUAGUUUGAUACACGUAUUGAUAAGGGGCCCGCUCACAGACAUUAAAAUAUUUAACGAGGUGACAAACCCUAAUAUGGGAGAUGGUUGGGAGAGGUAGACAUGCCAGUGUACGAUUUUAAAGUUAAGUAAACAUGGCGAUAUAAAUAUCACUUGCAAAAUAAAAAUUAAAAAAAUAA